AUGAACACUAUUGUGGCAAAGCAUAGCCGGCCGAUGUUUGAGGAAGAAAGUUACUCAGAAGAAGACCAGACGCAUUUGUACCAGUCGACUCCAUGUUUGUCACUCAAGUUUGCUAUGCCACCUAUAGCUCAACCUUCAGCAUGGCUACGCGCCAUGACGGAUGACCAUGCCAACCCUAACUGCCCCAUUAAAAUUGCUCAUGGUACGACAACGCUCGGGUUUAAAUUUAAAGGAGGAAUAAUUAUCGCAACCGAUUCAAGAGCUACAGCAGGUAGCUGGAUUGCAAGUCAGACUGUAAAGAAAGUAAUUGAAAUCAAUAAUUGUCUCCUGGGUACAAUGGCUGGUGGUGCUGCGGAUUGUCAGUAUUGGCUUGCAUACCUCGGUAUGCAAUGCCGACUCCAUGAAUUACGACAUAAACGCCGAAUUUCAGUAGCAGCAGCUUCAAAAAUCCUAGCUAAUCUUGUUUACUCCUACAAAGGAAUGGGUCUUUCAUUGGGUACUAUGUGCGCUGGUGUAACCCCAUCUGAAGGACCCGCACUUUAUUAUAUUGAUUCUGAUGGAACGCGCUUGAGUGGAAAUCUCUUUUGUGUUGGCUCUGGUCAGACCUUUGCCUACGGUGUCUUAGAUGCCGAAUAUCGCUACGACAUGACAGAGGAAGAAGCUUUAGCAUUAGGAAGUAGAAGUAUCUUGGCGGCCACCCACAGAGAUGCAUACUCUGGUGGUUUUAUCAACCUUUACCACAUCAAAGAAGAGGGAUGGGUUAAACAUGGGUUCAGCGACACUAACCCAAUUUUCUGGAAAACUAAGUUAGAAAAGAGUGAGUUUUCGAAUGUAACCAGCGAGCUAUGA
Blumeria graminis f. sp. triticale is the source of this 849-nucleotide messenger RNA. Lineage: Eukaryota; Fungi; Ascomycota; Leotiomycetes; Helotiales; Erysiphaceae. The record is from the annotation of a GenBank genome assembly.